AAGUGAACCAAGUAGCCACAGUCUCUGAACUGCUGUCCUUAAACCAACUAUCUCUUUGUGUGAGGUGCUGUUUUAUCUUUCAUAAAAUGUUCAUCUUCUCAAGAGUUCAAGUUAUAUACUUUACCUUAUUAUUUAUUCAUUAUUCUGAAAGUCACUUUCUAAGAGCAAUAAUGUUCAGGCGUCCAGUAGAGUGUAUAGUGUAUUACUCAAAAGGAUUUUGUACCAGAGAGUAUUUUCCAGUCUGUGCAACCAAUGGCCGUACUUAUUUCAACAAAUGCACUUUCUGUCUUGCAUAUAGAGAAAGCGGUGGUUCAUUUACUAUGUCACAUUAUGGCAGAUGCUAAGAUUUGGAU
Molecule: messenger RNA, 353 nt
Organism: Rattus norvegicus (Norway rat)
Lineage: Eukaryota; Metazoa; Chordata; Mammalia; Rodentia; Muridae
Product: similar to vitellogenin-like 1 precursor
Exons: 5
Coding region: 87-344 (85 amino acids)
Molecular function (GO): serine-type endopeptidase inhibitor activity
Source: RefSeq, marked validated